Molecule: messenger RNA, 3278 nt
Organism: Plutella xylostella (diamondback moth)
Lineage: Eukaryota; Metazoa; Arthropoda; Insecta; Lepidoptera; Plutellidae
Product: cytochrome P450 4C1
Molecular function (GO): iron ion binding; monooxygenase activity; heme binding
Source: RefSeq, a predicted model, not a curated record
AGUGACUUUUCUAUUGACAUAAUUAUCUACAAUAGACAAUAGAAAACUAAAUCAUUGGUUAGGUUUACAAAGUCCUUCAUCAUCAUUGUACUUAAACUUCUUAAUUGAAAACACAAUUGAAAGAAUUCAUUAGUACAGGCCAGGAUUUGAACCCACGGCCUCUCGAUUGAGAGGACGAGGCCUUAUCCAUUAUGCCACCACCGCUAGAUAGUAUAAGAUUUUAUUUUAUUCUAAAAUGUAUAGGUAUAGUACCUUAAGGUUCAUAGUUUAUCGCUAUGUAACCUUCCUCACUCCUUUCCGUAACCGGGGUACCGUGAAAAGGUACAGCGUGGUCACUCUAUUUAAGAAAAACCACUAUCAAGUUCAAGUUUCAAUCUUUGUUUGUGGCUUUAUGCCGUGUGUGACUAACUCAGAACCACUAUCUUAGUUACUCAGUCUCAUUAACACGACAGCUCUAGUCUGUUAUUUGUUUUUAUAAGAAGAGUAACCCUACGGACAGCUACUUCACUCAACUAGCUUUGAUCAAAUGAUCUCAAAAACGUUGCAAUAUUUUAUUUUUACGCUACGAAGAAUAACGUUUUCGUGUGAAACGGAUCGGCAGAAAGCACACCUUCUUUCAUGAAAGGUUUUUCAAACGGCGUUUGUAUUUUUUUAACGGUCUGUCUGAACGACUAAAUGCCUAUUAGGUCCUUUAGCUUUUUUUUAUUUUAGGUAUACACACAGUUUGACUGCAAAUACCUAAUAAGAAGUUGUAAUUUGAAUUACCACUUUAAAAGAAGAAUUAUUAGAAUAUAUUUGGGUAGUCUAAUUAUCAUACUUAUGUAUGGUAACAACCGAAAUAUUGCUAAAUACAUACGGCCCAUCUCUUCCCUAUAUAGGACUCUCAUUUUAAUAAAAUUCUAAUGUCAAAGUUUCUGCUUUUGAACAGCAGGUCUAGUACAAGAUUGAUAGUUUGUCGAAAACUAUAAAAGUUUACGUUUUCUCGCAUACUAAGUGGCGCCUCUAAUGGAAACUAUAAUGAAACCUUUGACAGAUAGUGUAACGUAAACUUUUUUCGUUUUCAUUAAUAGCCAAACCCGUACGAGAGGGUUUGUCUAGGUAUCCUCAUCCGUUCGAUAACCUGAAUAACGAAGCCACUGCCAUUGCAUCAACAAAUUAACACGUACACAGGGGAGAAAAUCUGUAAAAAAUUGCCACACUGUAUUAAUUGUACAAGUAUUUUUAUGAAUAAAUAUAGGUAAUAACCUAAUUUCAUACUCUUUACUUUAAUUAUUUUUGUAGCAGGUCUUCAAGGCUCUUUAUUAAUAGUACAGUUUGUAAGUAAUUGUGUGGCCGUGGCACUACUGGGUAUUGUUUUUUUAAACACAGGUUGUAUCCAAAUGUUUUUAAAGGAGGUCACACAACUUUUCACUCUGAACAUUUUUUUUCUACUUAUACGAUUCUCAGAAAUACCUAUGCAGAAAAAGUUAAGUAAAUCAUACAAAAAUUGGCUACGGAGACUAUUAUAAGUGUGUUUGCACAAGUCGUAAAACAAAUCUGAUUAUAAAUAAUGAACUUACUCUCCAAAAUUACUUAUUGCAACAUCCUGUAUUUAAAGGAGAAUGGUGAGCCUUACAUCGUCCUUAAACUCAUAAUUUAACAAGAUACCUCCUACAUAAUUUAAUCUGCGCUUGUUUUGACUUCUUUUACUCAUAAACCGUUGCGUUAAGUAAACUUAAAAAGAGCAAAAACAUUGCUGCUCUAAAUUCUUAAAUUUAUAAAUAAUAAAAAUUAUAAGCAAACGUUAUUAAUUUCGGUCUUCACAAAAUGUUUUUAGUGUUGUUGUGUGUGAUUGUGUUCUGUGCUACAGUUUGGUGGAAGUGUCAUAUGAACAAAUUGUUGAAAAAGACUGAAAAUACUCCAACUCUUGAAAACGGACUCCCAAUCAUAGGUCAUGGUCAUUUGCUUAUAGGAGACAGUGAAUAUUUCUUUGAGUUGGUCACAAAAUACAGUGCCAUUGUGAACCAGAAUGGAGGGAUCAUGAAGGGAUUAAUGGGUCCAAUGGUUUAUUUCCAUGUAACAGAUCCGGAUAUAGCACUAAAACUAAUGAAUGCAUGUUUAAAAAAGAACUAUUUGUACAACGUUGCUAAACAGUGGCUGGGCGAUGGAUUGAUUACUGGAGAUGUGGUAACUUGGAAGCGUCACAGGAAGCUGAUAAUGCCAACAUUUAGUCAGACCACGUUGAACGAGUUUCAAGACAUUUUCAAUACUCAAUCGAGAAGCUUCUCCGAUAGUCUUCGCUCCCUAGUAGGACGCGAUGUUGACCCCUGGCCUUUGGUUAGAGACAACGCUUUGGAAACCAUUUGUCAAACAGUACUCGGCCUCCCACCAGAUGGCUGUAAAUUAGUUGAUGAGGAAUACGCAAAAGCAACUGAAGAAAUGCUCAAUAUAUUUAACACGAGAAUACAAACUCCUUACAUGCACUCCGACUGGCUAUACAAAUGGGCGAAGACAAAAAAGAUUGAGGAUAAAGCUGUAAACAUUUUGAAACGGUUCUCUUCUAAUUUACUGCAAAUUAAAAAGCAAUCAACCGGUGUAUCCAAAAAUGAGCACGCAGAACCAAAAGGCAAAGCAUUUCUGGACCAUUUCUUGGAGCUCCACUCGCAAGGCCUCCUUACAGAAAGAGAGCUUCUGGAUGAACUGAACACUAUGAUCGUGGCAGGUCACGAUACAGUGGCCACGGAACUGGUUUUCAUACUGAUACUUCUUGGGUCAUUCCCUGAAGUACAGGAGAGGGUUUACGAAGAAAUACAAUCCGUAUUUGACUGUACAGACAGGGAUGUUACGAAGUAUGAUCUACCGAGGCUGGUUUACUUGGAGGCAGUAAUAAAGGAAGUGAUGAGGCUCUAUCCUGUCGCAUCCAUCAUAGCGCGGGAUGCUGAUAAAGAUGUUAACAUCGAUAACCACACUAUCCCAGCCGGCAGUUCAAUAAUCUUGUUAGUUUGGGGCAUAAACAGAAGUAAAGCUUGGGGUGAAGACGCGGAACAGUUUAAGCCGGAACGAUGGCUGGACCCCUGUACUCUGCCUGAUAACCCAGCGUUUGCCACUUUCAGCAACGGAUCUCGCAUGUGUUUGGGUAAGAUGUUCGCCUACAACUCCAUGAAAACCACGCUGGUGCAUGUACUCCGCAGGUUCAAGGUCACAGCUGAUUACAGGAAGCUGAAGCUGAAAGUGGAUUUCUUACUGAAACCCAGCUCUGGGCACCAUAUCAAUUUGGAGUUACGAUGAUAUAAAAAAUA